AUGCUAUUGAGUUUCACAAUUCAAGUCAUCCUCACCGUAUACGGCAGCCGGAGAAAGGACAUUCCAGGUAUGUGGAUAAGGCUCACAGUUUGGUUUACCUAUUUGCUCUCUUCUUCAUUUGCUAAAAUCAUCAUAGGCAAACUCACUGAAAUACCCGAAAGUGAUCCAGACGAGCGCAACAUUCGACGCGAACUCAAGGCAUUGUUUGCGCCGCUACUCCUAGUUCAAAUUGGAAAUCCAGAUGCCAUAACUGCAUACUCAAUUGAAGACAACAGGUUGGGUUUGAGGCAACUUCUUACCCUUGUUUUACAAGUAGCUGUUGUGAUUUGGAUCAUUGUAAAGAGCUGGACACAUUCACUCCUCUCUUAUCUUUACCUUCCGUUACUCGUCUCCGGGCUCAUAAAGUAUGGAGAAGUUGUGUGGACUCUCAAGUCAGCUCUUACUAAAACAUCCGGCAUAAUAACAGUUCAAGAGAUUGAUGAUCAAGAAGCAAACAUGCCUUCUUUAUUCCGAUUCCUUCCGGAUGAUAUUCCAAAUAUUGAAUUGAUCUUGAAGGCUUAUUACCGCUUUAUCUCGUUGAAGCCUCACCGCGAAAACUGGCUAUAUCAACCACUGUACGAUUCUCUACCGUGGAUGUCUAUUGAUGAUUAUGAUCCGGAGGAUAUCUUCCACAUCACUGAUGCAGAACUCAGCUUUAUGUAUGACGUGCUAUACACGAAAGCCCCUAUAAUCUACACCAAAGCAGGUUUUAUUCUUCGCGUUGUGAGCUUCUCCCAUUUAGUUAUGACAUUGUGUGGAUUUUCAGUUUUAUUUCAACAAAACUUUUCGAGCCAUUUGAAAGCCUGUUUUAUAGCUGGUGUAUUAGGAGGAGCUGUUGUUUUGGAGGCAUACCAGAUUGCGCAAUUACCGUUCUCAGAUUGGGCGAUUGUUCAAAUGAUCAAGCACCAGCACCUUCCAUUCAUGAUCCCAUGCCUAAGGAUUCUUGGACCGAGAGCGACAAAUCGGAAAAGGUGGUCAAAUACUUUGGCACAGUUUAACUUGAUGACAUUUUGCAUCCAUCAUGACAAGCCAUUGAAGUGUGGAAGAAUUCUCAAGUUCCGGGGGAUCGAUAUGGUGUUGAAGAAGAAUAAAAACAGGAGGCGUGUAGCGUUUCCGAAAGAAUUGAAAGUUCUGAUGGUUGAAGAAAUGAAAGAUAUUGAUAGAGAGAGAGGACUGAAGCCAUUCAAUCAUAGGGGAGAUUGGUCACUCGGAAGAUAUGACUGUCUCAAUGAUUUGAAGUGGAGUGUUCAAAGAGAUUUUGAUAAGAGCAUUACUAUAUGGCACAUUGCAACUGAUAUAUGCUAUUAUUCUGAUACAGAAACUAGUACACAGUAUCACAAUGCCGCAAGUUACACCAAAAUCCAAAUGGCCAAAUCAUUGUCAGAUUAUAUGAUGUACCUUCUGGCGCUGCGUCCUCAUAUGCUUUCAAUGACAACUAGUAACAUAAUCUUUCGACACGCGUGUGAGAAACUCAAGUCAUUGUUGCUAGAACAAGAGGAAUCAGUGAAAGAUGAAAAAGAAGCUUGUAGGAUAUUGAGAAUGGAAAGAGUUCCACAUUACUCAAAAUCAGAAAGGAAAUCAGAAACUGUUGUGACAUCAAAAUGGCAUAUACUGAGGGAUGCUCAAAGACUGGCUAGGAAUUUGAUGGUUAGAGAAAAUAGAUGGAAAGUGAUAUGCAGUGUGUGGGUGGAGAUGUUGUGCUAUGCUGCAGCUAAUUGCAAUGUUGAUUACCAUUCAGAACAAAUAAGAAGAGGUGGAGGGUUGAUAACUCAUGUUUGGAUUCUGUUAGCACACAAGACAGAUAAAUAUCAUAUCAGUGACUAA
Molecule: messenger RNA, 1863 nt
Organism: Lathyrus oleraceus (garden pea)
Lineage: Eukaryota; Viridiplantae; Streptophyta; Magnoliopsida; Fabales; Fabaceae
Exons: 1
Coding region: 1-1863 (620 amino acids)
Source: RefSeq, a predicted model, not a curated record